UCCGCGUGCCCGAGCGCGGCCGUUCGGCGCUGGAAGGCAGAGGCUUUGGGAAUGCUGGUUCGGACGGAGCCACGUGACCCGCUGCUGCCACGGUCGAGAGACGGGAUGUAAAUGACUGCCCAUGGGACAGAAGUGAUUGGUUGGCAGUCAUAUCACUGGAGCUGACAUGCAGAAAAGUGGCUGAGUUCGAGGAGUUGUAGAGCAUCUGGAACAAAGAGAACAUUUGUCUAUCGAAGUCGCCAGUCAUGGGUGACAUGAAGACUCCAGAUUUUGAUGAUCUUCUUGCUGCUUUUGACAUUCCUGAUCCAGAUCUCGAUGCCAAGGAGGCUAUCCAGUCAAGCAGUGAGGAAUCCGAAGCUCAUCUGAAACAAGCAGGGAUGGGUAUAGACGAGCUGUCUAUCCAUCAAGCCAUACCUGACGUUCCAGUGGUGAGUGUCAUUGUUAAGAACACCAGUCGACAAGAAUCCUUUGAAUCUAUUACGGAGAAGGAUGGCCAUCAGCUCGGACCAAAUCUGCUUCAAAAUGGGUUUCGAAAUGCUGACAUUACCUCUGAUUCCAAUAGCUACAACAAAAUGGUCAAUGACUUCAUCAAUGGAGAUACUUCCAGAAACUACUCGAGUAAAUUUGACACACCAAGGUCAGAAGCCCUACCGACAUUCAGUCAGUUUAGUCCCAUUUCUAGCCCGGAGCCUGAAGAAGCCAUGCCAAAUGCUGGAAUUAUGGAUAAUAUUAAACCAGACAAAGGGCCUUACCUUGGUUCUGUCGGUUUGUAUAUUUCUACCAAUAGUUCACUGAUGAACAAUUCAAGGGAACAGCCUGAACAAGAUGUGACUGAGCUGAGCAUGUUUGAUGAAUACUCCAAAAAGCGAGAGAAAGCAAAUGAGAUUAGAAACUGUAAAAUGAAUGAAGUCUCAUUGGGACAAAAGGUGAAUUCAACAGCGACAUCUGAAGAAGAGCAAGAGAACAAGGACUUUGACAAAAGCAGUAAUUUGUUUGACAACUUGGAGUCUUCAUGUAACCUGCAUAAUAAUAGUAUGGAAGAGCCAAAGACUCUUGUCAGUGCUCCGGAAUUGAGCAUGUGCUCUUCUGUGCCCUCUCGUCAACGUCUAAAGUCAGCGCAUUCAAAACUCACCUCUUGCUUAGCAGCCUUGGUAGCUCUUAAUCCCAAAAAAAUAUCAGAGUUCCCAAAGGAGGAACAUAAGGAGAAUUCUAAAGAAUCGUUGUUGGGUUUGAAGGAGAGUGUCCGAGGCAGUCCCAAAAUGGCAAAGUCGCCAAAGAGUCCGAGAAGUCCCAUGGAAGGAGUAAAGAAAAUGGUGGGCAAGCAAUCGGAUAGCCCAAGGAGUGUAUCCAGUGACUACAGCGGCAAAGGGUCUCCAUAUGUUGCAACGGGCUCGCCGCCGGCCAUCCCGAAAGUACGGAUCAAAACCAUUAAAACAUCUUCCGGUGAAAUUACCAGGACUGUGACCAGGAUAAUGCCAGACUCUGAACAGAGCGAGUCGAGGAGUUCACCUGAACAGUCGGUGACUGAAAUGGCUUUAAGUGAGGAAUUGAGCUUAAGAUCUAGCCCUCUGGCCCAUGCUUCAUUAGCGAUGGAAAAUGUAAAGAGGCCAUUGUUAUACAAUAACAUGGCUAAUGCUGUCACCGCACCACCUAAUACAUCUGUCAGGGGGACUCCUCCCCUGAUGUACGAUGAAAACGUAAAUGGCAACAGCAGCUUCAAAGCAUUAGGUAUAGCAAAUAUAUCACCCGAGAGUGCGAGCAGUGCUAUGUUGAAGGCAGCCAGCGUGGCCCAACUGCAGAAGCAGCUCGGGGCAAAGCAGCCGGCAAAUCUCCCCACCAUGAAUCUCCUGCCGAAAGCCGUUCACUUGGCAAGCCUCAACUUGGUUCCACACAGCGUUGCUGCCACUGCCACAGUCAGGUCUACUUUGCGACAGAGUAACCACAAGAUUGCAACUCAGGUGGUCACAGUGCCGCUGGUACAGCAAAUCAAGAACGUGGGCCCACAGAAUGAUGAGUCUCCUAGUUCCGCUCAGAACGUUGUGGUUGAAGCUUUUAACAAGCUGUUAAACGGUACUAACCCUGUGCCAAUCUACGCUCCAAACCUUAAGCCACCAGCACACAGUAAUGUGUCCAUGCCAGCUCGUGGCUAUCGCUGUUUAGAAUGUGGCGAUGCGUUUGCUCUGGAAAAGAGUCUAUCACAGCACUAUGAGCGGCGAAGUGUUCACAUUGAGAUGAUGUGCAGCCACUGUUCCAAAGUUAUUGUCUUCUUCAACAAAUGCAGCUUGUUGCUGCAUGCGCGGGAACACAAGGGCAAAGGUGCUGUAAUGCAGUGCUCGCAGUUACAAAUGAAGCCUAUCCCAUCCGACCAAAUGUUUUCAACUACCCCAGUAACCUCUUCUGUGACGUCAGUUACUCUUGCCCAAGAGGAGACCUCUGGUGGUGGCCAGGACGAUGGGAACUUGACAGUAAUUGGAAUGGGUAGCUCAGCUUUCAGUCAUCCUGCAAUGCCGCUGCACUGCGACUCACUCAGAUUAAUACGUCAUGGGUUAAAAUGUCUCGAAUGCGAUCAACAGUUCCAGGAUUGUGCGAAUCUUGCAGGUCACUACCAGCAGGUUACAGAAGAUGCAGAAACACUGACGUGUCGUAUCUGCCAGAUGAUGCUGCCCAAUAAAUGUAGCUAUGCUGCUCACCUCCGUAUUCAUACACACAAGUCCCCUUACUGCUGUCCGGAGUGCGGUGCAGUGUGUCGUUCAGCUUAUUUCCAGACUCACGUCAAGGAGAACUGCCUACACUAUGCACGGACAGUAGCGUAUAGAUGUACGCAUUGUGGGGGCAUCUUCAGCGAUACAAACACAAUCAAGACGCACAUCCAAGUUUCCCACUCUGAAUCUUUCCACAAAUGCACAAUUUGUCCGAUGGCCUUCAAGUCUGCCCAGAGCGCCAGCUCCCAUUACAGUUCUCAGCAUCCUUUAACUAAACAUCCGCCACCUGAAGUUAUUUUCAAGUGCUCAAUGUGUGAAACUGUAUUCAACCAGCAAGCCUUGCUACGCAAUCACUUCGAGCAGCACAAAAACGAAUUAAGAAUGUGUGUUUACAAGUGUCCAGUGUGCAAACUGGUGUACCUGCACAAACAGUUGAUGAUGGAACACUUCAAGGAUGUUCACAAUGUUGUGGAAACCACUGAAAAGUCUCCAGGCUCCAGUUCUCCACCCAGGGCCAGGUCUUGUGGCCAGACAGCAGAGGCUUCCACCACACGCGUAGCUGCUAAUGGCUUAAACAACGGCAAAAAGGAUGAGGCUCCACUGCUGAAGUCCGAGAGGCGGUCGAAAGUGAAGACACAGGGCUGGACGUGUGGUGAAUGUCUCCAGUGGUUUGCGGAACGAGACCUCUAUGUAUCCCACAUGAAGCGAAGUCAUGGAAAGUCAAUGAAGAGGUAUCCAUGUCGACAAUGUGAUCGUUCUUACAACGCCACACACUGCCUGCGGCGACAUGUUCGAGUGAAUCAUGACGGAGUCAAGAGAACUUACACCUGUUGGUACUGCACAGAUGAAAAGCACUUUUUUGCCAAGCGCUUCAUGCUGGAAAAACACAUCAACCUAAUGCAUGGGAUCCGAAACCCAGACUUCAGCCAGAUGCAGAAAUCUGCAAACACAAACUCAGAUGCCAAAGUGGAGGACUUGCCUGGCAAGCGCGUGGCCAGUGACACAGAAGCAGCCGGGCAGCCUAACUCUCACACCAUCGCAUCACUUCCCAAGAAGCUGAAGGUCGCAGUGUUCAAACAGUACAGAUGUUCCAAGUGUGGUUACAUGACCAAGAGCAAAGCCGAUUUCCAGGGACACAUACCUCAGCACAAGACCGAUGGUUCAACCUUCCAGUGCUCGCAGUGCGGUCUCUGUUUCACGUCUGCACUCUCCCUGAACAGGCACCUCUUCAUCGUCCACAAGUUCAAAGAAACCGAGACGCUGCAAGCAGGCGUGGUUCGUGAAAACGGGCAAGGCGCGCACAGUAGGGAGUCGAACACUACGUCAGAGGAAGAUGUUGAUCUCCAGUGCCACGUUUGCAAGGAAAUACUUCACAGUGAAACAGCUUUGAGCGUGCAUGUUCGGACUCACGGAAUGAGGAUCAUAUUAUCCAAGCAGAAUGGAGGGUCAGAACGGUGAUUCCGUCAGUGCAGAGGAGAGAUACGUCAAGUCUCCAAAUCUUCUUCAUCCAGGACAGAUGUGCAGUGAUAAGCCUGGUUCACAGAUACAUAGCAUAGCAACGUAUCAACAAGUAAAGGAAAGUGGUCCUCAUUCAAAGCUGACCAGUAGGAUUCUCUCUGCCCAUGACAGCGGAACAAGUGUUGCUUCUGGAUCCCUCGUCCUGGUUUUUAUUGUUUCUUGUUGUUGUCGAAAGAUUAGUUUUUAUACUUUGUACAACCCAAUGCACAAUAGAACUUCACAGGGAAAGCAAGCCAAGCAUGCUCUCCGCGGCCUCCACCUCCCAGUGCCCUCAAACGUCUGUGACUAUUUGUUCCACGUAACUUUGCAUGCCAGUCUCAAGCCCAGCUUUCAGUUAAACUCUCCACAGGCUUGUGUAGCUCACAGUCCAUAAUGUCACAAAAUACAAAGCACGUCUCACUGCUUCUGUCCCGGGCAAUAUGAGGCCAGAGUUGGGUGUUAGAAUGUCAGUGCCCCCCUCUUCAAAAGCUGUUUUAGUGGCUCAAAGUGAAUGGUUCCCUUCCUUAUUAAACGUUGACGUUUGACGUGCAUGCAAUGAGGAUUCACAAUGUAAUGUAGGUCCGUUUAAAUAUCCUCAUCUACCCCCUCCCUUAUUUAAAAGUAAAUAGAGAGAUUAUACUAUGAA
Molecule: messenger RNA, 4845 nt
Organism: Amblyraja radiata (thorny skate)
Lineage: Eukaryota; Metazoa; Chordata; Chondrichthyes; Rajiformes; Rajidae
Gene: znf592
Product: zinc finger protein 592
Exons: 10
Coding region: 246-4160 (1304 amino acids)
Source: RefSeq, a predicted model, not a curated record